AUGGUUUGUUUGCCUCACCACACCAGCUACCCACUAAAUAAAGCACCCUUCUUACCGCGCACUACACCCAGUACAGUCCGGACCGCCUCUCUCCCCCUCCCAUCCCUUAGCCCCGUUUCCUUCACACCGGCCCCGCCCCUCGCUGGCUGCCCUGGGGAUACUGGCCACGGGGACUGCCGGUACGCCCAGGAUGAUCUGAUCCUCCUCUCCUACAAUGUUCAUGGCCUUAAUAUGCAUGAGAAGUGCACCCGUCUCCUGCGAGACCUCAAACGAUAUAACACAUCCAUAGCCUUCCUCCAGGAGACACAUUUUCAGGAACCAACACUGAAAAACCGCAAACAUCCACUAGGAUAUUUCAGCAACAAUGGAGUGGGCAUUCUGUUCUCUAAACUAAUCCCAUAUACCGAACACUCGACCCUCCGCUGCGAACAAGGUAGAUAUGUAUUCACGAAGGGCACCAUUCAGGACCAGCAAUACACGUUCGACAAUAUCUAUGCCCCAAAAUCGAAACAAUACCAGUUCCUCCACUCCGCGCUCAACACCCUGAUGAGAUUCGCAGAAGGGAGCCUGGUGUUAGGGGGAGACCUGAACCUGGCGCUACACACCAACCAGGACUCCUGCGCCCGACCAGGGGCAAGCCCGGACAACAGGCACGCUAAAACUGUCUACUCCAUCACCACCAACUAG
Pelobates cultripes (western spadefoot toad) is the source of this 687-nucleotide messenger RNA. The record is from the annotation of a GenBank genome assembly. NCBI's taxonomy places the organism in Eukaryota, Metazoa, Chordata, Amphibia, Anura, Pelobatidae.